AUGCUUUAUACCAAGAUCCUGGGCGUAGCUGCCCUCUUCAUCUCGAGUGCUAUCGCCGUCCCUCUCGACGUCGCAGCUAGCGCAUGUGCCGCCACCUGCGGCACGGUCUGCUACACCAGCAGUGCUGUCAGCGCCGCCAAGUCAGCAGGCUACAAGCUCUAUGCAGCAGACGACGAUGUCAACAACUACCCUCACGUCUACCACAACUACGAAGGCUUCGACUUCGAUGUGGCAGGAACCUACUACGAGUUCCCCAUUCUCAGCAGCGGCAGCAUCUAUAGCGGUGGCUCUCCUGGUGCGGACCGUGUGAUCUUCAACGGGAAUAACGGUCUCGCUGGCGUGAUCACCCACACUGGUGCUAGUGGAAAUAACUUUGUCGCAUGUACCUAG
Messenger RNA from Penicillium paradoxum, 390 nucleotides. Its product is annotated as extracellular guanyl-specific ribonuclease RntA. The record is from RefSeq and is a predicted model, not a curated record. The coding region runs from base 1 to 390 and encodes 129 amino acids. Gene Ontology annotation, molecular function: RNA nuclease activity; RNA binding. NCBI's taxonomy places the organism in Eukaryota, Fungi, Ascomycota, Eurotiomycetes, Eurotiales, Aspergillaceae. The transcript has 2 exons.